AUGAACACAACUCAUGUGAAACCUAACAACCCAAUAAUUGGGAAGAAACAAUUCCAGCUCACCACAUUUGAUCUUCCUUACCUUGCUUUCUACUACAACCAGAAGUUUCUUCUCUACAAGUUCCAGAACCUUCUCGACCUCGAGGAACCCACUUUCCAAAACAACGUCGUUGACAACCUCAAGGAUGGUUUGGGUUUGGUUCUUGAAGAUUUCUAUCAGCUCGCCGGUAAGCUGGCUAAGGACGACGAAGGAGUCUUCCGAGUUGAGUACGACGCCGACGACGAAGAGGUCAAGGGCGUGGUGUUCUCGGUGACUGAUGCUACUGACGUCAGCGUUGAUGAUCUGACAGCUGAGGACGGGACAGCGAAGUUCAAAGAGUUUGUUCCGUACAAUGGGAUCUUGAACUUGGAAGGACUUAGCAGACCUCUUCUUGCUGUCCAGGUGACCAAGCUUAGAGAUGGGCUUGCAUUGGGCCUCGCUUUCAAUCACGCAGUCCUCGACGGAACUGCAACGUGGCACUUCAUGAGCUCAUGGGCCGAGAUCUGCCGUGGGGCCAAGUCCAUCUCGACCCAACCUUUCCUCGACCGUGCGAAGGCGCGUGACACGCGCGUGAAACUCGACCUCGCUUCCUCUAAGGACCCCAACGCGUCCUCCAACGGCGAUGCAACGGCGGCGCCGCCGCAGCUGGUGGAGAAGGUCUUCAGAUUCUCGGACUCCGCCAUCCACACGAUCAAGUCAAGAGCCAAUUCCGUAAUCCCAUCCGACGGUUCAAAACCCUUCUCCACUUUCCAGUCACUCGCAUCUCACAUCUGGCGCCACGUCACUCUCGCUCGCGGGCUCAAACCCGAGGACAUCACCAUCUUCACCGUCUUCGCCGACUGCCGCCGCCGCGUGGACCCUCCGGUGCCGGAGGAGUAUUUCGGAAACCUGAUCCAGGCGAUCUUCACCGGAACCGCGGCGGGGCUGCUGGCGGCGCACGGGCCGGAGUUCGGAGCUUCGGUGAUCCAGAAAGCGAUCGUUGCUCACGACGCGAAAGCGAUCGACUCGCGGAACGAGGAGUGGGAGAAGUCUCCGAAGAUAUUUCAGUUCAAGGACGCCGGAGUGAAUUGCGUGGCGGUGGGGAGCUCGCCGAGGUUCCUGGUGUACGAGGUGGAUUUCGGGUGGGGAGAACCGGAAACCGUUAGGAGCGGGUCGAACAAUCGGUUUAAUGGGAUGAUGUAUCUGUACCAAGGAAAAGCUGGAGGUAUGAGCAUUGACGUGGAGAUCACUCUCGAAGCUUCUGUUAUGGAAAAGCUCGUCAAGAGCAAAGAGUUUUUACUCGUCGAGGAAGAGGAAGAACAUGGACAGAAGCUCAGCAAUGGUAAUGGUAAUGGUAUUGCCAACGGUAAUGGUGAUGGUAUUGCCAACGGUAAUGGUAACGGUAAUGGUAAUGGUAUUGCCAACGGUAAUGGGUUUGUUUGA
Molecule: messenger RNA, 1461 nt
Organism: Microthlaspi erraticum
Lineage: Eukaryota; Viridiplantae; Streptophyta; Magnoliopsida; Brassicales; Brassicaceae
Source: the annotation of a GenBank genome assembly